Owenia fusiformis is the source of this 1719-nucleotide messenger RNA. The record is from the annotation of a GenBank genome assembly. Lineage: Eukaryota; Metazoa; Annelida; Polychaeta; Sabellida; Oweniidae.
ACAAAAGGUGCGAGGUUAAACACAGAGCCCACGCAAAGUGCGAUUCAACUAUUCGAAAAUAUGUUAUUGGUUCGUUCCAAUAUACAAUUGCAUUAUUGCUUCAAGUAUCCUUUAGAAGCAGAGCCGGUAACCGACAACAACCGUCAAUUGUUUCCUCGUCUAAUCUAUUCUACGCUACCAGCAAAUCAAAAUUGAUAACUAACGCUGAUGACGUCAUAAAAUAUCAAUCCGAAUCUCCAAUCAAAGUUCGAGUUCAGAUGUUACGACGCUACGCCUAAUAGCAAUCCAAGGGCGGUAAGAUAAUUUUAGGCGGAGGGAUAUAAUAGCUUGCGAUCGGUAGAUACUUCCAUUUCGCUAAAGAUCACAAAAGAAAAGGCCCGAAAGAAAAGGGCAACGGAUUCCAGAGGAGAGGAUACAUUCAUAACAGGGUUUCUAGAGAAGAGUAGCCAUGAGGUCACACGGGUGGCUGGCAGGAUUAGUCGUUGCUAUAGUGACAUUAAUGCCAAGUUCGGGUGAUGCAAAAGAAAGUGCUGCUAAAAGAGGACUUGACUCAAUAGGAAUGGGCCUUAUAAAGAAAAAACCUAUGGACAGUAUCGGAAUGGGGCUCAUUAAGAAGAGACCUUUGGACAGUAUCGGAAUGGGCCUCAUUAAGAAAAGGCCAAUGGACAGUAUCGGAAUGGGACUUAUUAAGAAAAGGCCAAUGGAUAGCAUCGGAAUGGGACUAAUUAAAAAAAGGCCCAUGGACAGUAUCGGAAUGGGCCUCAUUAAGAAAAGGCCAAUGGACAGCAUCGGAAUGGGCCUCAUUAAGAAAAGGCCAAUGGAUAGCAUCGGAAUGGGCCUCAUUAAGAAAAGGCCCAUGGACAGUAUCGGAAUGGGCCUCAUUAAGAAAAGGCCCAUGGACAGUAUCGGAAUGGGACUUAUCAAGAAGAGACCUUUGGACAGUAUUGGCAUGGGCUUAAUCAAGAAAAGGCCUAUAGAUAGCAUCGGUAUGGGACUUAUUAAAAAGAGUGACAAACACGAGCGUCAGCUUGAUGAAAUCGGAAGCAAUAUUUUAGGUAGAAGAUAUUUGGACGAAAUUGGUGGCCAUAUUUUGGGUGAACGGAAUUUGGACGAAAUUGGUGGCCAUAUUUUGGGGGAACGCAAUUUGGAUGAAAUUGGGGGCAACAUUUUGGGUAGACGCAAUUUAGACGAAAUUGGUGGCCAUAUUUUGGGUGAACGGAAUUUGGACGAAAUCGGUGGCAACAUUUUGGGUAGACGCAAUUUAGACGAAAUUGGUGGCCAUAUUUUGGGUGAACGGAAUUUGGACGAAAUCGGUGGCAACAUUUUGGGUAGACGCAAUCUAGACGAAAUUGGUGGCCAUAUUUUGGGUGAACGGAAUUUGGACGAAAUUGGUGGCAACAUCCUUGGACGAAGACAAUUGGACGAAAUUGGUAGCAAUAUUUUGGGUAGACGAAAUUUGGACGAAAUCGGUGGCAACAUCCUUGGACGAAGACAAUUGGACGAAAUUGGUAGCAAUAUACUAGGAAGAAGAAAUCUUGACGAAAUUGGAAGUAAUAUUUUGGGUAGACGACAGUUAGACGAAAUAGGAAGCAAUAUCCUGGGCAGACGUAAUUUAGAAAGAAGCCUUGACGAGAUUGGUGGACACAUCCUCGGAAAAAGGAACUCUGAAAACAAAAAACAUUGAGGACAUUUCAAAUAAUUAAGUUUCUAAACUCAUAU